UACGAUUGAUGCCAAUGGGCACUGUUGGUUUUGUACCGUUGGUGGUGGUGGUAUACGUAAGCAGCUCGUAGAGCACAGCCGUAUAAAGUGGUGUACAGUCCUGCAGAUUGUGGAUACCCAUUUUGCAUUUCUCCCCCACAACUCGAGUGGAGUGGAGGCGGAUCCUGUAAGCUUUUGCAACCAACCAAAUCGAAAGCCAACCAAAGCACUCAAGAUGAUGUGUCCGAAACAUGUCCUCUUGUCUCUCCUUGUCCUGUUAUGGACGCCGUCCUCAUCUGCCCAGGUAUCUGUGGAUUUGAGCAACAGCACUGGUGCUGCCACUACCACCAAUACUUCUACUAGUACCGGUAGUACCAAUGAUCCCAUGGCCACAUCACCCAAGCCUCCAGCGGAAGUGGAAGUUACAGUCUUUAAUACACAAGGGAUUCCUUAUCCGGCCUUUCGGUACUUUUCCUGGAUUACCCUGGAUGCCAAUGAGCAGGAGGAUGCUGGGAUCUUGGGAUACACGGAGGGAGAUUGGAAUAUCCCUGGAAGCGCCCUGAUUGAACUCAAGGCAUGGUCCACUGUCCAAGCCGAAAGUGACCCAUCCACCGGAGUUGCUACUGCCACUACGAAACAAGAAAACCCCGAAAUGAAAACCAAGUUUGAAGCCAUGGUAGAUCUUGGAUUCAGCGACGAAUGGCAAUGGGAUUGUUAUGUCAAUCAUUACGUCGAUUACUUUUGGUAUGAAAUGGAAGAAGAAGGCUUUGCAAUCUACUGGGAAGGAUUGGGCUGGUCCCAGGGAUCUUGGAAUGGUUCUCUACCCGCUCCCGCCUCGGAAGAAUCAGAAUGGGUCGAUUUGACUCCGGCAGAGCAACAAGCGGCGGUCGAAUUGUGUUAUCUGCCCGAAACAUGGAGCUUGUUGGAUAUUCGAUUUUGGGAUAACAACUAUGCCGCAUUGUCCGGUGUGGCCGUCGAUGAUAGCAAUAACACCAUUGGAGCACAGUUUGACGAUGGCACGUCCCUCUCCGUCGUGCUCCCCGCGGACAAUGUCAAGAAUCUCGAACGUCCCGAGAAUCGUUUCUAUGCGUGGGAUUCGUUGCCACCGGAUGUGGUCAAUACCGUCGAAGAUUUGGGCUACACGGAAGAUACAUGGAGUGAAGUACAGGAAGCUGAUAUUGAAAAGGUCAAGUACGAUGAUUUGAAUGAGACGCAAAAGUACGGUGUGGAUGCCCUGGGAUUUGGACCCAAGGAAGUGUACGAUUGCUGGAUUCAUCACUACGAUAGUUAUUCGUGGGAAGAGCUCUAUGCGGCUGGAGUGCAAUCUUACUGGGAAACGCUUGGCUGGAAUGCCACAAGUUGGAUGGGAGUUCAUCCCCCAGCCAAGAAUCUUACCAACACACGGUUUGAAGAGCUCAACGAUGAUGAACAAGAGGCUGUCCAACAGUUGUGCUUCUUUGCCGAAUCCUGGAAUAGAAGAGCAGGGUUCCCAGACGACUUUUUGCUCAUCCCCGAAGACGGCGUAGAGAUUACACUGGCACCUGGCUUUGCACCCAAGACCGAUGCUCCCACGACAGCUCCUCCUCCUCCACCCGUUAUUCCCAACACGACAAGUCCUCCCGUGUCGCGAGAUGGAGACAGUCUAACAUCGGCUGCGACUGGUUAUUGGUGGACUAGUACUAUGUGGAACUGUGUGGCGGUGGUCGGAUCAAGUGGACUACUCUUGGCGUACUAGUUUGGACCCCCUCCCCUUUGUAGCUCCAUGGUUAUGAUGUACCUAUACCUCUCAGCCAGGUUGAGCUUCCUUCGUAGAAACCUAAAUGUAUAUAUACUUUUUGAACCUCAUUGGUUUUAAAACAGAGUAUGGGUGAAUGCUUCUUUACGGCUCCUCUAGCUAGCUCGAACUGUGGACAGGCCCCCUUCUGCAAUACUGUAGUCUGCCCAUGGCCAGGUACGUACGGUACGGUCACUAUUGCCCAGUGAUCAAGUGUUCUGGUAGCCUUUUCUCUGUUAGGGUUCAGGCUAAACUAGGUUGCGACCAAUGAUCUUUCGCAAGAUGCAGUGACCGCCA
This is a messenger RNA of Seminavis robusta, 2050 nucleotides long. The record is from the annotation of a GenBank genome assembly. Lineage: Eukaryota; Bacillariophyta; Bacillariophyceae; Naviculales; Naviculaceae.